AAGCCCUCUUCUCAUGAUCCACCAUUAGCGGGAGGUGGAUUUGGUUCCAAAAUGCAGAUCUUUGUGAAAACUUUAACGGGGAAGACUAUAACCCUUGAGGUUGAGCCUUCUGAUACCAUUGAAAAUGUCAAGGCUAAGAUCCAAGACAAGGAAGGUAUCCCCCCUGAUCAGCAGCGCUUGAUCUUCGCUGGGAAGCAGCUGGAAGAUGGGCGCACUCUGUCAGAUUACAACAUCCAGAAGGAGUCCACUCUUCACCUGGUGCUGAGGCUGCGAGGUGGUGCCAAGAAGAGGAAGAAGAAGUCCUACACCACCCCCAAGAAGAACAAGCACAAGAGGAAGAAGGUCAAGCUGGCCGUGCUCAAGUACUACAAGGUGGACGAGAACGGCAAGAUCCACCGCCUGCGGCGCGAGUGCCCUGCGGACGAGUGCGGCGCCGGCGUGUUCAUGGCCAGCCACUUCGACAGGCACUACUGCGGGAAGUGCUGCCUCACCUACUGCUUCAACAAGCCCGAGGACAAGUGAACAGGCGGACUGGAGUUAAUAAAACAUUCAAACCGUU
Messenger RNA from Lepisosteus oculatus (spotted gar), 559 nucleotides. RefSeq names its product ribosomal protein S27a (gene rps27a). Gene Ontology annotation, biological process: translation; modification-dependent protein catabolic process; protein ubiquitination. The record is from RefSeq and is a predicted model, not a curated record. Gene Ontology annotation, cellular component: nucleus; cytoplasm; ribosome. Gene Ontology annotation, molecular function: RNA binding; protein tag activity; structural constituent of ribosome. Lineage: Eukaryota; Metazoa; Chordata; Actinopteri; Semionotiformes; Lepisosteidae.